Priapulus caudatus is the source of this 543-nucleotide messenger RNA. RefSeq names its product wall-associated receptor kinase 2-like. The record is from RefSeq and is a predicted model, not a curated record. Gene Ontology annotation, molecular function: calcium ion binding. The coding region runs from base 1 to 543 and encodes 180 amino acids. The transcript has 4 exons. NCBI's taxonomy places the organism in Eukaryota, Metazoa, Priapulida, Priapulimorpha, Priapulimorphida, Priapulidae.
AUGGGUCCAGAGGUGAAACGGGGGUCAAAUGUUAAACAGGCUGUUGAGAGUAACAGCGGGUCCAGAGGUCAACGACGGGACGACAUUCCUCGAAUCUGGAGCGACGUGACUCUCGAGUUGCAAGCGGUGGAUCCGUGUGUAGAUUCCAUGGACUGUCCGGCAAACACGGACUGCGAGGAAGACAGCCCGGGCUACGCCCUCUGUAUGUGCACGGACGGAUACACGUCCUUCAGCGACGUACUGGUUCUAGACACGUACGAAGUGUGUCAAGACGUGAAUGAGUGUGAGUCGGGCAGCGUGACAUGCGCUGCUGAGCACACAGUGUGCAUCAACACGCCAGGCAGCUUAACGUGCGCAUGCGCGGACGGAUGGGAGGGAGAUCCAACGAUGGGAUGCUUCAAGAAGAUUGACUACUGGAAGAAGGUGACCAUCGGCGUCAGCGUUGGCCUGGCAACGCUCUGCCUCAUCGCCAUCAUCGUCAUCGUCGUCCUCGUCGUCAGGUACCACACCCGCAGUAACAUCAUCGUCACCGAAUACGAGUAG